Paramuricea clavata is the source of this 594-nucleotide messenger RNA. NCBI's taxonomy places the organism in Eukaryota, Metazoa, Cnidaria, Anthozoa, Malacalcyonacea, Plexauridae. The record is from the annotation of a GenBank genome assembly.
AUGCCUAAAGAACAAAAGGAUUUCUUCGGAACGUUAAGGCAAUAUCAACCAGGUGACCAAAACCUACUACUAGCAGGGGAUUUUAACUGCAUAGAAAAUCUAGAUCUGGACAAACACGGGGGAAACCCAAAUAGUGGGAAUAUUGGAAUCGAAGAACUAGAAAACUUCAUUAAGGAUAAUAACUUAGUAGAUACAUGGCGAGAUACGCACGAACAGGACGGAAUAUUCACAUGGAGUAACAAGGAUUUCUCGAUACAGACGCGCCUGGAUCAGUGGUACACACCGAAAAAUCUUCUGGCUGCCUCCAGUGUCCGGGCGUGUCCUUAUUCGGACCACUCGCUAGAUGAAAUAGUAGUCACCCCAAACAAAGGAGCGAGGGGCAAAGGCACUUGGAAAAUGAACGUCAGCAUCUUAAAAGACAAAAGCUUCCAGAGAGACAUUCAAGCCUUCCACCAGUUCUGGAGAGGUGAAAAAGAUAAAUUCCCAAGCAUACUUGAGUGGUGGGACGCAGCAAAAAUCCAUUACAAAGGAAUUGCGGUAAAGCAUGCGGUAAGAAAAAGCAGAACCCAACAGAAAAAAGAAGACAUCAAUUGA